This is a messenger RNA of Salmo salar (Atlantic salmon), 540 nucleotides long. It is a transcript of the gene ub2v1, whose product is annotated as Ubiquitin-conjugating enzyme E2 variant 1. The record is from RefSeq and is marked provisional. Lineage: Eukaryota; Metazoa; Chordata; Actinopteri; Salmoniformes; Salmonidae.
AGUAAAACGGGCCUUCGGGAUUGGACCGAUGACGGGCUGGGUGGGAAGAGAGUUAGUUAAACGGGCCUUCGGGAUUGGACCAAUGACGGGCUGGGUGGGAAGAGAGUUAGUUAAACGGGCCUUCGGGAUUGGACCGAUGACGGGCUGGGUGGGAAGAGAGUUAGUUAAACGGGCCUUCGGGAUUGGACCAAUGACGGGCUGGGUGGGAAGAGAGUUAGUUAAACGGGCCUUCGGGAUUGGACCGAUGACGGGCUGGGUGGGAGGAGUUAGUUAAACGGGCCUUCUGAUUGGACACAAUACAGGAUGGGGUGGGAGGAGUUAAAAACCAAAACAGGAAGUUGAUUUAUCCAGAACCAGUGUACAGUAGAUUCUAAAGUAAAUAACCAAUAACCAAUCACAAACCAGAUGCCAUCUGAGGACAGGAAGCAGAAUAACCAAUCACGAACCAGAUGCCAUCUGAGGACAGGAAGCAGAAUAUUUAGUAUAUUUUGUUGACAUUGAAACAGGGAAAAACUAAAUAAAAUACGAAGUUGAAAUGUG